Molecule: messenger RNA, 1424 nt
Organism: Momordica charantia (bitter melon)
Lineage: Eukaryota; Viridiplantae; Streptophyta; Magnoliopsida; Cucurbitales; Cucurbitaceae
Biological process (GO): tRNA transcription by RNA polymerase III
Cellular component (GO): RNA polymerase III complex
Molecular function (GO): DNA binding
Source: RefSeq, a predicted model, not a curated record
AGUGGCAAAACAUCAUUUCUUUCAUCCGUCUGGUCUAGGGUUCGAACCUUCCCUUUUUUCAUUUUCACCAUUUUUCCCUUCCCUUUCCCUUGUCAUCUUCAACCUCCAGCCAUGAAGAAUCCGGAUCCUUCAUCUCGUCCACGCAGAAAGGUUAAAUUUGCCCCAAAACCCACACCGCGCAAAAGGCCACCCCCCGCGCCAAAACCCGAAGACGAAGACGGCAAUCAAAAUGCUGCCCAAACUCGGUAUCUCUUGCGCCGCGCCACCGAGAAUCUUGGAAAACGUGGGACCAAGGUCGAGAAAAAACCUUCAGUCCAAGUUGCAUUUGGUCCCGGAGCAGCAUCAGCAUCAUCUUCCAUAAGAACAUAUGGCGUUCCCAAAGUGGGGAACAGUAGUAGAAAAAAUAACAUUGAGCCUGAAAUUUCUGACGAUGAGGAAUCUAUCUUGCCUCUCCCUGUGGAUGUUGAAGAAGAUGGGAUGAUUUUCGAUCAAAAAAGCGAAGAUGGAACACCCGAAUCCGCCAUGGCUACCAAUGCUGUGGUACUAACCAAGGCCAAGAAGGAUUACAGAGAACCUUGGGAUUACCAUCAUUCUUACUAUCCCAAUACGCUUCCUUUACGGAAGCCUUACUCCGGACACCCAGAACUACUUGAUAAAGCUGAAUUCGGGCUGGAUGCACCGGAUAGGGAGUAUGACGAGAACGCUGCAAUACCUGCAUUAGAUCUAGAAUUGCUGCAGGAGGAAAAGGAGGAGAAGACUAUGUACUUUUUUCAGCUUCCUGCCUGUCUUCCUUUACCCAAACAAUCAUCUACUGCAACAAGGAAGGAGAAAGUAGGAAGUUCGAGAUCUUCGAACAGCAAAGGCACGUCAGAGCUCGGCGAUUUGAAGAAAUUGCCUGGUGGAUAUAUGGGGAAACUACUGAUAUACAAGAGUGGAGCUGUUAAGUUGAGGCUUGGAGAAACUCUCUACGACGUUUCUUCUGGUUCAAACUGCAGCUUUCUUCAACAUGUUGUGGCAAUCAACACCGAAGAGGGACACUGCUGUGAUCUCGGAGAUGUCGGAAAACGAGUCGUUGUGACGCCAGAUAUUAGUUCCCUGCUGAAUGCAGUGACUGACUAAGGAUUAAUGUGAAAAACUAUGCCUGUGGAUAGAACAACCAAAAAGAAGAGAAGAAGGCAAAGGCUGCAAUGUCAAUAGAUUUGAUGGCUGGCUCUGGCUUAGGCUGUGUGUACUACUUGUAAGUGGAACUGCUGAAGAUGCUGACUUGGUAAGGAAGUUUCAUUUUGAUGGUCUUAGGAUGUGAAUUUCUUGACCAAACUGCCUCCUUUGUUGAUUCUAAUACCAAAAAAAAAAAAAAACAUAUUUAUUGUCUCUGAUUUCUAGCUAUGGAAUAGAUUGACAGAUGACAAUGUUGAUAUUGUAAA